GUCUUUCGGCCCUGGCACGUUCAACGGGCAAGAUCCGCCACUACCUAUAAACCACUAAACCAAAGCUCCAAACAUAUGAAACUAUAAAAUUCAAACCAAUAAAUACAAUACCAGUAUCAGAAAAAUAGCUAAUGAUGAACUGACAAGCGUAAAAAACACUAUUGACAAGCUUUGUUUUUAAUAGAUAAGUUAAAACACUAUUCACAAGCUUUGUUUUUAAUAGAUAAGUUAAUUAAUAAGUUAAUAGAUAGGUUAAUAAUUGAACAAGACGAUUGAGUAGGAAGAAAAAACAACACGUGAAAGAGACAAAAUAGAUGGUUGUAACGCGUCUAUUUUUCUCUAUUUGACCGGUUCGUCGUAACGUGCGGGUCCUAGAUCGACUCAGUUAUUAUUUUCUACGUUUUACCUUUCACUCUAAUUUUUUCACUUUAACACACUACAACAGGUGUGCGUGGCUCAACGAUUUUACGUAUGCUUUUCGUUCGGUGUUAUUUUUUCCUUUUUUUAUUUAUUUUAUUUAUACGAGCUUUGACGAUGUUGGUGAUCGCUAGCAGUGGUAUGACAUUAGUGCUACAUGGCAUUGUACCUCCUUUACUUAAAAACUAAUUUUACGUACAUAUUUAUAUGUACGUGUUGGUAUGAAUCUGAUUUGCUCUACGUUUCGACGUAAACUUUUUCUAGGAAACGAGUCAUGUCAAAUAUAAUACGUCUUUGUUUAAAAAACAUUUUUACGUGCAUAUUUUUAUGUACAUUUCGCUAUAAAUUUGAGUUGGUGUACAUUUCGACAAAAACUUUUUUGCGAAAAGAGUCAUGUCAAAUAUAAUAUGUUUUCGUGUUUAUUUUAUGAAUGUUUCGUAAAUUUGUUUCGAAUCGACUGAAGUCAAAUUGUGGUUUCUUUUUUUCCCAUUUUUUCAAAAGCUCCAAUUAUUCCCUUAUGAUUAAACGUGGCAGCUUUUCCCUUAUACCCAUCACGUUUUCUAUGUAUUAGUCGGGUCACAUAUGAUAUGUUAUGAUGGUACAAUAUAAAUUCGAUUUACUUUAUGUUUUGAUCCAGUCACAUUGCUUAUACUGGUUACAUUGACUUCAAUCAGAUACACGAAACACGCGUUUUCAUAUGAUUAACGCAUCACAUAACGUUUGGACUAAUAUAUUCGAUUUUUGCGAUGUAGCCGCACCGCAAUGCGCGAGAGUGAUAUUCCUAGUUUAACCUAUUUUAUACCUUUUUUCCUUUUCUCAUUUCACUUUAAAGCCAUAUUGGUCCCCACUCUCUUUUUACUUGAUAAUUCGCCCUGUUCCACAUAUUUCAUUAAAUUGAAGGUGUUCCACACGAUUGAGAGAUAAUAGAUGGCUUGCAAGUGGAAGUGGGAUAGUGGACGAUAGAAUUUGUUCUCCUCCAACCAUAUUUAGCUCAACACGAGGCUCUUGAACCACUAUAAAUGUUAAUGUUGUAGGCCACAAGUUUAAGACUACGGAGAGAUGAUUCAUCACCCUACAAGUGAUUCAACCGGUGACCUGAAAUCCAUCAGUCAACAGCAUAUUCAUAUUUGGAUUGCUUCCGGCGAGCAACUACCACCAGUAGCAUUGAAUCUCCCUCGUCCAGAUCUACUUGUUGGAAGAAGAGAUUACAAUGAGAUACUAGUCCCUUCUUAUAAGGCAACAAUAACUGGUGAUUGGAAAGCAGCGAAAAACAUUCUUGACAAGCGCCCGGAAUUGGUACGGUUCAGCAUCACUGAAAGCUGUGAAACAGUGCUGCACAUUGCGGUAUUGGGAAAAUCAUACUGGUUUGUGGAGUAUCUGGUGAGUUUGAUGGAGAAGAAGGACUUGGAGCUCCAAAAUGUGAAUGGUCAAACCGCGCUUUGCCUAGCGGCUAUGGCUGGACAUGUCAAAAUAGCUAAGAUUUUGGUGAAGAAGAACCUUGCCCUGCUGGAUAUUCCUGAUAGUCAGGGAAUGAUGCCGCUCCACAUGGCGGCUUUAUAUGGAAAGCAUGAUAUGGUGAAGUAUUUGUAUCAAAAUUCGCAGAGAAUGACUGGUGACUUCUGGACACAUCAGAAUCGGGCCGAUCUUCUUGUCAAAUCCGUCGAGUCUAAUCUAUUUGAUGUUGCAUUACAAAUUGUGACCGACCGCCCAGAACUUGCCGUAAACGGGCAUGUACUCGGACUGUUGGCUCGAAAACCGUACGCGUUUGAUGCAGAAGCACCUAAUAUAACCAGGAGAUUGAAAUGUUGGCGUAAGAAUCUCCUUUUCUUGUAUUCUCUUCUUGUAUGUCAUAUGAGGGUUAAUAUUCCCAGCAUGGAAAGUCAUGCCUUGCAAUUACUAAGAAUAAUUUGGGCCGAGAUUGUGAAACUACCCAAGGUUGAGAUUGACGACAUAUUAAGAGGGCCACCUGAUCAAACCGAGGGAGAUGAAAAGCAGACACAUGCUGAAAAGAAACAACAAGAAAUGCUUCUACUGCUAAGGACCAUUUCGGAGAAUAUUGCAAAGAUGCCGGCUAAAAUUUGUAACAUAUUCAGAGGGCCCACUGAUGAAAAGAUGGCGACUAAAAAAGACGCAAAGCCAACUUACUCAUCCCGAGUACUAUUUCUUGCUGCAGAAAUUGGGAACACUGCGUUUGUAGUUGAGGUUAUUCGGCAAUAUCCUCAUCUAGUACGGGAGGUAAAUGAUAAAAAUCAAAGUAUAUUUCACAUCGCUGUCUCACAUCGUCACGAGGGUAUCUACAACAUGUUAUAUGACAUAGGCUCGCUCAGGAAUUUGAUAAUUACUCUUGAAGACAAGAAUGGCAACAAUUUGUUGCAUUUGGCUGGGGAGAGUCCGAAGAUAAAUCGACUAGAGAACAUUCCAGGAGUGGGUCUGCAACUGCAUCUAGAAACAUUAUGGUUCAAGGAAGUAGAAGCCAUGCUCCCUCCUCCUUUUCGAGAGAAGAAGAAUGCAGCGGGUCUAACACCACAUGAAGUAUUCCGAAAGGAGCACAAAGAACUAUUUUCGAAAGGUGAGGAAUGGAUAAAAGAAACAGCCGGUCAAUUAAUGGUGGUUGCAUCACUAAUAGCCACCAUCUCAUUUGCAGCAGCAUUCACAUUUCCAGGUGGAUAUGACCAAGUAACCGGUAUGCCUAUCUUCCUCAGAAAAGACCUUUCCAAAACUUUCAUUAUUUUUGAUGGUUUGUCAUUCAUAACCGCGACAACCUCUAUCCUCAUGGUCUUGUGUAUCCUCGGGUCUGAUUACACUGAACAUGAUUUCAUGAUUUCGUUACCCCAACAGCUGAUGAUUUGUCUAGCGUCACUUUUCAUCUCGAUAACAACCAUGAUCCUAACUUUUAUUAUCAACUUUUUCCUACUUUAUCAAAACAAUUCUCAAUGGAUACCGAUUUUUAUCAUCUGUUUUGCUGUUGUCACAUAUGUUAUCUUUGGUAGCCCGAAAUUUCCUCUCGUAGGUCGCUUUUUGUAUGGUUCUAGAUUUCUUUUCCAAAGGGACAGGAGAAUGCUUAAGAAACCAAUAUUUUAGCAUUGUUUGACCCGGUUUCACAUUGUAAGUAAAUAUUUGACAAUAAAGAUACAAUUGUAAGUAAUGUUGAACUCAUAUUAUUAGCAGACCUUUUUGGUAUGUCACAGGUCUUGUAAAAGUUGAUCAUGUGUUAAUUAGUGUAGACAAUCUGUAUUAUGUUUUGUACUAAA
Helianthus annuus (common sunflower) is the source of this 3668-nucleotide messenger RNA. RefSeq lists its product as uncharacterized. Bases 1477 to 3498 code for a protein of 673 amino acids. The transcript is spliced from 5 exons. The record is from RefSeq and is a predicted model, not a curated record. NCBI's taxonomy places the organism in Eukaryota, Viridiplantae, Streptophyta, Magnoliopsida, Asterales, Asteraceae. Gene Ontology annotation, molecular function: protein binding.